AUGGUAACAAUCAUCGUUUUUGCUCUUUUGGCUUUUCACAGUUUAACAGUAUUUGGAACAACACAACCACUAAUAAUUUUUUCCAAGCAUUCAAGUGAAUUAACAUUGAAUAGUGGAAUAUAUACUCGUAAUGGAAGUUCCGGAGUAAAUUAUUAUUAUGAAGCAAUUGAAGUACAAGUAAAUACAACAGGAAAUUAUACAUUCACAAGUUCAAGUUCUAUUGAAGAUACAUAUGGUUAUCUGUAUCAACGAAAUUUUUAUCCAUCUGCUCCUUCAUACAAUAUUGUUUCAAAAGAUGAUAAUGGUGCUGGAAAUGGUCAGUUUCAAGUGAUAGCUGCUCUUCGAAGUGAUACAAAAUACAUUUUAGUAUUUACAACAUUUCAUGAAAACAAUACCGGAUCAUUUUCAAUCCUUACAUCUGGACCAGAUAAUGUUUUUAAUCCAAUAGAAGUUUUAUCAACAACAACACCAAUGCCUAUAUGUGACACACUCGAAUUCAAAGAACAGCCAAUGCUUAAUACAUCUGGUACAGCUCCUCAAUCAGCAAUAUCUGCUGAUUUCAAUAAUGAUGGCCAUUCGGAUCUAGCAGUCACUAAUUAUGAUACAAAUACUGUCUCAAUUUUCUUGGGUAUUGGUAAUGGAUCGUUUCAAUCACCUUCGAUGAAUUUUUCCACGAAAGGAAUCAAUCCAUAUUGGCUUGUCGCUAAUGAUUUCAAUAGUGAUGGAAAUCUCGACUUAGCCAUAACCAAUGAACAAUCAAAUACUGUCGCCAUUCUUCUUGGUCUGGGCAACGGAUCGUUUAAGCUACCAGCUAUAACUUUUGCUAGUGGAGGAUCUUUACCGUCCUCAAUCAUCGCCACUGAUCUUAAUAACGACAAUAAAAUCGAUUUGGUUGUAACAAAUACCGGCUCUGACAAUAUCACAGUCUUCUUGGGUAUAGGCAACGGUACUUUUCAACUUCCUGGAAAAUCUUAUACAGCUGCUUCAUUACCUUCAUCAAUAACGAGCGGCGAUUUCAACGGUGAUGACAAUAUCGAUCUAGCCGUAGUAAGUCGUGGAAGUAAUAAACUGCUCAUUUACUUCGGCCUCGGAAACGGAACUCUUUGGUCCAACUUCACUAGUUAUACGACAGGGUUAUUUCCUUAUGUUGUUCGUUCAGCUGAUUUCAAUGGUGAUUCAAAAUUAGAUCUAGUUGUUGGCAAUUUUUAUUCCAAUUCGAUAAGUAUUUUUCUAGGCACCGGUACGGGUACAUUUAUAAUGGCGUCUCCUUCGACAUACCCUACAACUGGCGCAGGCCCUAUCGAUAUUGCAAUUCAGGAUCUGAACGGAGAUGCAGUAGUAGAUCUGGCGGUCAGCAAUCAGAUUGGCAAUACUAUCACCAUGUUCUUGAGCAAUGGAAACGGUACUUUUCAACAAGGAAAAAAUUAUUCAUCAACAGGAAAAAAAUUACAAUCGAUUAUCGCCCAAGAUUUUAACGAAGAUGGAAUGUAUGAUUUGACUGUGACUAGUCAAAAUACCAACGCGUUGACCAUUCUAUUAACACAAUGUGUUUAA
Adineta steineri is the source of this 1554-nucleotide messenger RNA. Lineage: Eukaryota; Metazoa; Rotifera; Eurotatoria; Adinetida; Adinetidae. The record is from the annotation of a GenBank genome assembly.